CAGGAUGAAGGCUUGUGUAAUCGCUCUAACUAUCGGUGUGCUUGUGGCCGUGGGUCUACCCACAACAACUGCGCUUCGAUACACCGUCCACAACACUCCGGUAAAUUUCUUCACAGCUUGGCAGCAGUGCAUAGCGAAGGGAGGAGCAUUAGCUGCGAUCGAGACGCCCUGUCAGAACGAAUUUGUUUAUGAUGCCAUCAAGCAGUCUGGUGGAUCUGGUGGAUGGUGGACCUCGGGUACAGACCUUGGGCUGGAAGGAUCGUGGAUCUGGAUGUCGAAAAAUGUACCACUCGGCAACGUUAACGGAUACAUGAACUUUGCUCCUGGAGAACCGAGCAAUUCGGGUACCACUGGUGAACACUGUCUCGCUAUAGAACAAUCUCCUCAGUGGAAUGAUAUGCCGUGCGAUAAACUAUUAAACUACGUUUGCGAGUACUAUAUAUGAUGGGAGGGUGUAGUCGUCUCUUCGCAUUAUAAAUAAACUAACAAUAAACACACUUUUCGCUGAGUAUGACAGAUAUA
This is a messenger RNA of Anopheles funestus (African malaria mosquito), 522 nucleotides long. Its product is annotated as perlucin-like. The record is from RefSeq and is a predicted model, not a curated record. Gene Ontology annotation, molecular function: signaling receptor activity. Bases 5 to 445 code for a protein of 146 amino acids. NCBI's taxonomy places the organism in Eukaryota, Metazoa, Arthropoda, Insecta, Diptera, Culicidae. The transcript has a single exon.